AUGGACUAUUCCAUCUGCAACACAUUGAAAUAUCCAUCAGAAGAUAUUGGCAGUGCACUCAUAAUCUAUGAUGUUGCAUGCCAGUGGAGUAUCCACUUCCAUGAACGGGUGAAUCAAAGCUAUCACCUCUCUCUUCCUCAAUCAAUCAAAAUAUUGCCAGUGAUCGGCAAGUUUCAUCUAAGCGCUCAUAAGCUACUGUGCUUUCCCAGAUUCAGCCUCAAUUUUAUUACAGGAGCUGGUCAUAUUGAUGGGGAAAUCUUGGAGACCCUCUGGGCCCGUUUAACAAGAUUUCCCCAACUGCAAGGUCCAUGA
Molecule: messenger RNA, 312 nt
Organism: Suillus plorans
Lineage: Eukaryota; Fungi; Basidiomycota; Agaricomycetes; Boletales; Suillaceae
Exons: 1
Coding region: 1-312 (103 amino acids)
Source: RefSeq, a predicted model, not a curated record